Messenger RNA from Cuscuta europaea, 2468 nucleotides. The record is from the annotation of a GenBank genome assembly. Lineage: Eukaryota; Viridiplantae; Streptophyta; Magnoliopsida; Solanales; Convolvulaceae.
GGGAGUAUGUUAUUUUUAUUGGUAGUAGAAUUUGCCUUUUUUCAAAGUACUACGUAUCUAUUAAUAGUAUAUCAAGAGUCUGUUUUUCCCGUGAAGAGAAUUGAGUGACACAGAUAUUGACCACUUGACCAGUGACGACCCAUCGAAACCCACUCCACCUGCUCAGCAACAACAGCUCACUGUCGCCUCACUCCACUACACGAUGCCUCACCGUCUUCCACCGCUUCCAACGGUACAGCAGUCGCCGCCUCCGCCGUCUACAGCCACUGCUCGACCAAAGCCAGGGAAGCCCAAUGCCCUCCGUCGAGCAGCGCUCUUGCCGACGCUCUUUUUUCGCCUCUUCCUUCUCCAAGCUCAUUGCUAUUUCGGAACAGCUAUCCCCGGCGAUAACACAUCUGCAGCACCGGUCACCGCCUCUUCGCUUCCGUCCGACGCCGUUGCUCUGCUGAUGUUCAAAUCCAAAGCGGACCUUAACAACACGCUUCUGUACAUGCUCAACGAGCGGUUUGACUACUGUGAAUGGCAAGGGGUGAAAUGCGUUCAGGGCCGGGUGGUCCGGCUCGUCCUCCAAGGUUUUGGUCUCGCCGGAGUCUUCGCCGCCGAUACGCUCAGCCGGCUUGACCAGCUCCGGAUUCUGAGCCUGAAGAAUAACUCACUCUCCGGCAAUGUCCCUGACCUGGCAGGACUACUAAACCUCAAGACCCUGUUCCUGAACCAUAACUACUUCUCCGGAACCUUCCCUCCUUCCCUGCUCUCUCUUCACGGCGUAACAAUUCUCGAUCUAGCUCAUAACAACUUCUCUGGUCCAGUCCCCGACGGAGUACUGUUACUCGACCGGUUGAACUACCUCCGCCUCGAUAAUAACCGGUUUAGCGGCUCUAUUCCGCCGUUGAACCAGUCGGAACUCAGAGUAUUCAACGUCUCCAGAAACAACCUCACCGGCCCGAUUCCUGUAACCCCGGUUCUAUCCAGGUUCACCGUUUCCUCAUUCUCAUCCAACCCUAAUCUCUGCGGCUCCAUUGUCGGGAAACCUUGCGAAGCUUCUCGAUUCUUCCACUCCCCACCUGCUACCGUACCGCCGCCCAUACCACUCCACCAGGAGAAUCAGCCGCCUGGACUCCUCCCGCCACCUGUUACACGCCGGCACAAGAAAACUGGCAUUAUUCUGUGUUUCGUCGUCGGAGUCCUAUUCCUAAUUGCAGCAAUUGUGUCAUUUUUCACUUUAAUUAGAAGGCGGAGGGGCGAAAUGGAGCCGAAAUCCACAAAAGUGGCCUCCGAUACCAGCAACUAUGACGCGGAAGAUGUCAGGAGCUCAUCUCAUGACGGAAACCGCGAAGAAGCCGAGCAGAAGAAAAUUCAACCUCCACAACGGCCGCAACCGCCGCUGAAGAGCGGAAAUCUCGUGUUCUGUCCAGGCGAGGCAGAGCUGUACUCUUUGGAGCAGCUUAUGAGAGCUUCCGCCGAGCUGCUCGGAAGGGGCACGAUUGGGACGACGUACAAGGCGGUGAUGGGUAAUCAGGCUGUUGUCUCCGUCAAACGACUGGACGCCGGAAAAACUUCCAUAACAAGCGCCGAGGAAUUUGUGCAGCAUAUGGAAACCGUUGGAGCUCUCCGGCAUCCUAAUUUGGUACAUGUUAGGGCUUACUUCCAGGCCAAACAAGAAAGGCUAAUCAUCUAUGAAUAUCAACAAAACGGCAGCCUCUUCAAUCUCAUUCACGGUUCGAGAUCGAAAAGGUCAAAGGCCCUUCACUUGACAUCGUGUCUAAAAAUUGCAGAAGAUGUUGCUCAAGGGCUCGCCUACAUCCACCAAGCAUCCAUGCUGACUCAUGGCAACUUGAAAUCCACGAAUGUCCUACUUGCUUCGGACUUGGAAGCAUGCCUAGUAGAUCACUGUAUCAUAACAUUAGCAGACGUUUCUCCCAGCGAUGACCCGGACUCAGUGCGCUAUAAAGCCCCUGAGGCACGUAAGUCUUCACGGCGUGCCACCUCAGCUUCCGACGUCUACUCUUAUGGCAUCCUCUUAUUGGAGCUUUUGUCAGGUAAACAUCCUUCCCAGCAGCCUUUCCUUGCCCCCUCUGAUAUGUCGGAAUGGGUAAGAGCCAUGAGGGAAGAAGAUGAUGAUGAGGAAGAUAGAUGGCUGGAAAUGCUAGUUGACAUAGCCAGUAUUUGUAGCUUGACAUCCCCAGAACAAAGGCCGACUAUGAGACAAGUGCUGAAAAUGAUCCAUGACAUUAAGGAGUGCAAUGGUUGAGGAUAGAUAUACGUAGUUUAAUUAAUAGGUGUUCACAGAUAUUCGAAUCUUUUUGAGUUUUGAGUCAUUUAUACUAGUACUACGGAACAGACAAAGUUAUGGUCAACUGUAAAUGUCAACAUUGUAACUUAUACAUGUGCCACCUCUGUAUCUCAUUUGAAGAUGAAAUCUAGCAUCGAUUUCCCUCGGGAUAUUCUUUAGAAUUUUUGCAAGUCCA